AUGGCACCCUAUUCCGUGUAUCAAUUGUCAAACGCGAGCCGUAGACUUUCCUUGAGCCUUUUGCGCCAGCAUCAAAACAAACUCGCGGUUUCCAAACGACAGCCUAGCCCAAUUCGCCUCCUCUCUCUCCAACAACCAAGAUAUCUUCACACCGGUGACGAUGCCAAGUCAGACGAAUCAACACAGAUCAGCAGCGAUAUUGCUGCUAAUGAGGAGGGUAUAAAAGCCCACAGCUCUGUCGAGACCAGCAACGAAGCCAAGUCAAUUGCAGACGACUCGAUUAAAAGCAGUAACGAUGUUACUGGAUCACCGACCCCGGGUCUUGGACCUAUUUUAUCCUCAGAUCCAAGAGGUGAGACCAAGAUUAAACCAAGGCCAUGGAGCGAGGAGGAGUUGGCUCAGCUCGAAGAGUUCGUCAAACGGCCAUAUUUCAGUAUAGACUACAUGGCAAGGCGGAUGGACCGAUAUUUUUCAAGUGUCCUGGACCAGCUGAAGCAGAUGGAAAAGCAGAAGGGAAUCAAGCUACUGCGCCGAAGUCGGCCUAAAUCCCCAUGGCAUCAUAACAUGGAUGCUACCCCAGAGCAAGUCGCAAUUUUCGAGGCGAAGCAAGACGAUGUGCAAAAGCGUAUGGAACACAUUGUCGAAACACUCAUGACCUUGCCAAAGACGACCCAGUGGGAGGAAAUCCUCAAGUUGAAAUCUGCCUCGGAAUGGGCAUCAGCCAUCAUGAAACUAAUACCACUGCGAGUAUGGCACAUCUUGGCCGCAGACGAGCCGCCGUCCCAGGAGGAUUACAAGACCAUACCAAUGGUUGAUCCGUUUAGCACGACUGGAGUGUUCGCCCAAGUCACCCGACGCAAGUUAUACAUAGGCUAUAUUGACAUGCCUUUUGGCGUGCUGGCGUGCCGAGACCAGCAGGCAAGCCCGCACAGGCACAGGGGAUUGAAAGUCCCGUUGGUUCCAGUGUCUUUAGAAAUGUCUAAGCAGCUUACCUACGAGGAAAUGGUUGAGCAGAGGUAUGUGCUUGGACUCGCCAAGGCGGCGCUCGCGGCAUGGCUCGGGGCAUUCAACUACGAAGUAAAUCCUACUCUCCGUGAAUUGUAUGCCUGGUGGGAGAAGGAUGUAGAUUCGAGUAGACAUCCUUUUGGCUCGAUAUCUUGUAACCCACUUGAGCAGAAACUCACUCUUCCGCCGACGCCAGAGGAACGUGCUGCCAAGAAGGCCAAACUUGAGGAGAAGUUGAAACGUGAGGCAGAGAAGGCAGCGGAGACAGAGAAGGAAGUGAAGAAGAGGUUAUGGAGGGAGAGUGCUAAGAAGUGGGCUUCUGAGGCUAAGGGAGAAUUCUGA
This is a messenger RNA of Fusarium subglutinans, 1347 nucleotides long. RefSeq lists its product as uncharacterized. The record is from RefSeq and is a predicted model, not a curated record. Bases 1 to 1347 code for a protein of 448 amino acids. Lineage: Eukaryota; Fungi; Ascomycota; Sordariomycetes; Hypocreales; Nectriaceae. The transcript has a single exon.